UGAUGAGUCAAAUGUUGAACCAAUCAGUGAUUAGAGAGAGAGAGUUAAACACCAAUUGAAAGUCAAUGAGAGUGUAGUUAUGAUUGCAUUUCAAGUAAUAAUUGAUCGGAAAAACAGUCAAAACAUACGACUAUUGACUCAAUAACUCAAUGACUGAUCACUUGAUUGUCACCAAAACUGUUGACAAUGUCUUCUGUCAUAUCGUUUAUCAAAUCGUUAACCGGUUUAUCGGACAACAGCGCCGACAACAACAACGAUGAAGUAAUCCGAGUGAAUAAAUCGUCCACUAAUUUGACGCCAUCGGUGGCCAACAGUCCCGAUGACAACGAGAUAUACAGUGAAUGCUAUCAAGAGUUUGAUGAUGAAGACGACGACAACGAUGUGGAUGAACUGAUCCGACGAAUCAAUAAUGACAGUACACUUAGCGAUCGAUCGGACGACAAACCACACGAUCGAUCGACAGACGAUGGCAUUGGACUCAAUAACAGCACUGAAGACCAUGAAGUCUGGAAUGAAGAGUGGAAUGCAUUGGAGGAAAAGCCGUCGACAAGUGGUCGACAAUUGUUAGACAUUGACUUCGAUGGUUGCAAUUCCAUCAAAGGUAUGGUCACCCAAUGUAUCAGCGCUAACGAGAUUGAAGUGGACGACAAACAUCGGGUCAAAUAUACGAGAAGCACUUUCGGCAUAAUAUAUACCGGUGACCUCAUCUCUGUUGAGACCAAUGACAAAAAAGAAGUGACAAUCAAACCGUUGCGCUAUAAGAUACUGACCGGAAAGAUCACCGGAAAUGACAAACAAUUUUUCAGAUAUAUAUUCUCAAGACAUGCAUUUAUACGGAAAACUAAAGAUACUGAACAUUUGAGAGUCGGUGAUGUCGUCAAAGUGUUGACAAUUGAAACCCGAAGCAAUUCUUUCAAUUGGCGGGCAAUACUUUACACACAAGUUUAUGAUACUAUAAUCACAGGACUAUCUAUGGAUCAAAUCGAUUCGUACACCAAUGAGCUUAUGAUGAAUAAGAAUAUGGUUGAAGUACUCGCAAAGAUUAGUUUCGGUGAAAUGAUUGUCAAUAACAAUAAGAAAAUACUAAUUUACAUCAGAAACAAAGGCAAUAAUCUGCAGACAUUGACAUCCGUUGACAAUGAAGAGGGCGAAAGUCAAAUAAAAUUUCACUCAUUUCGUGCCAUAUAUGGUAAACCUUGUGAUAGUCCGGCUCCCUAUGAAAUCCCAGCAAACAGUGAAUGUUAUGUUGAGCUCGUUUGCGAUGCAAAAUAUUGUGGUGAUUACAGUGAUCUUAUUAUUUUCAAUUUUAUUGGCUUCAAAAUCGGUCGGUUUGCCACUGUAUCAGUGAUUGAUACGGUUGGCGGCGUCAACCGUGAAAACUCUACUGUAAAGAGACGUCGUAUUUUUGGUGCCGACACAUGGAUUGUUCCCGGAGAGAAGGUCUGGAAUCCUAAUAAACAUAUUUUUGACAAAUUGGAAAGGUAUGGCAUACCGGAGUCCGUUUGGCGCGCUAUUGAAAAUAACUGGGCGAUUGAGUCGGUAUUUCCCGAAGUCAAAGAAAAACUGAUGCCAGAAAACUAUCGGAAGAAGUUUCACGCAUUGAUGUUCUUAGAAGAAGCAGAGAAUCAACUAAUGCUUCAAAAGUUUGAUAUGCGAAACGUGCAAUUCAAACGAAACGGUAGAUUUGUGUCACUCACUGUUCCCGGAUUGGCUGAGGGAAGACCCAGUCUUAUAAUGGGUGACCGAUUGUUUUGUUUUGAAGAGGAGGAACAACAAGUGAUCUCAAAAGAAACUAAAAGAAUAGCCUUUGAAGGCUAUAUACACGAUUUGAAAAAAAAUGAAAUCCUAAUCCGUUUUAAUGAAGAUUUUCACAAAAAUUUUAAUGGAGGCGAUUAUAAAAUUGCUUUUCAAGCGAGCAGGACAACAUACCGACGCUGUCAUCACGCUAUUGAUCUCUCGCCACAUAUCUUGGAUCAGGUGUUGUUUCCGAAUAAAGUAGUUCUCAAACAAGCCUUCAAAAAUAUACCAUACGAUUCAAUCAAUUGGUUCAAUAAAUCAUUGAAUACUCAACAAAAGUUGUCAGUAAUUGGCGCACUUCGUGGUCAGAGUCGUCCGUCGCCUUAUAUUAUAUUUGGUCCGCCAGGAACUGGAAAGACUGUUACAAUUGUUGAAUCAAUACUACAAGUGUUUGACAAGAUAUCGCACAGUCGUAUUAUUGCCUGUACCUGUGCUAAUAGUUCAGCCGAUUUGAUUGUCGAGAAAUUGUUGGAAAGCGGUCGCGUCACUGAUAAAGAUCUUAUUCGAGUUACAGCAUUGCACCGUUUACAUCAAAUUCCUGAAUCAGUAAAGUCUGUGACUAAAGUGGCGGAUGAAGACGAGAAACAAUGGAUUUAUCACCGAAUUAUAGUGACGACCACAUCUCAGGCUGGCAUCACUUUUCGCCAUAAGAUAUCUCCAUCACAUUUCACUCAUGUCUUCAUCGACGAAGCCGGACAAGUGAUAGAACCUGAAUCACUGAUUCCCAUAACAAUGUGUGCCAUUGCUCACGGAGUAGUAGUCUUAGCCGGUGAUCAUAAACAACUGGGACCUGUUGUCCAAUCAACGAGAGCUAAAGACGGUCGACUCGAACGAUCACUUAUGGAACGUCUUAUGCUUAGUUGUGAACCCUAUGGACGUAAAGAGGAGUAUAAAAAGUAUGGAUAUUAUAAUCCAAGAUUUGUUACAAAAUUGGUUCAAAAUUAUCGAUCCGACGAACGAAUAAUGAAAAUAUCGUCACAACUAUUCUAUGAAAACGAAUUGAAGUUUAAUCUCGAAUCUGAUGCCAAGCUUUUAAAGGCUUUGGAUUUUAAUUUUCCCAUAAAUUUUAUUGGAGUUCAAGGUGAUGACAGACAAGACACUGACUGUCCGUCCUGGUAUAACCCGCAAGAAAUAAUGGUUAUCUGUACUUAUCUGGAAAAGCUUUAUAAGGCUGGUGUCCAACCAAAUGAUAUUGGUAUUAUAACUCCCUAUCGAAAGCAAGUGUCAAAACUUCGAAGCCAUAUCAGUGAACUGGAUCUCAUGGACUGUCGAGUGGCCACAAUCGAAGAGUUUCAAGGACUCGAAAAGAAAGUAAUAAUUGUUUCGAUGGUUCGAUCAAAUGUCCACAACUUAAGUCAUGAUAUGAAAUAUAAUUUGGGUUUUGUUCAUAACGCCAAACGAUUUAAUGUUGCCGUCAGUCGUGCCAUGACUUUACUCAUCUGUAUUGGCGAUCCAUAUCUACUAAGUAAUGACAAAUGUUGGAAACAACUACUGGACUAUUGUGUUGAAAAUAAUAGCUAUAAAGGCAAACCAUUUAAUACAUCUUCAUCGGAGAACAACAGCAACAAAGGCUACCGAAGCAAAAAUCACAGAAAUUCUCGCAGAAAAAAGUAAAAAAAAACAUUCAUUUCUCUCUGUCUCCCGUUUUUCAUCUUUUGAUUGUUUUAUAACU
Molecule: messenger RNA, 3469 nt
Organism: Oppia nitens
Lineage: Eukaryota; Metazoa; Arthropoda; Arachnida; Sarcoptiformes; Oppiidae
Product: putative helicase MOV-10
Exons: 11
Coding region: 187-3411 (1074 amino acids)
Molecular function (GO): 5'-3' RNA helicase activity; RNA binding
Source: RefSeq, a predicted model, not a curated record